AUGAAUGUAGGCAUUGGAUACGAGGGGUGGAGGACCGGUCUUGCUGGAAGUUCAGGGGACUGUCCAGCAGUGGAUGUCAACAGGCUGAAACGACGACACAGAACUGGUACUAAUACGUUUGGAUCGGGAAAGCAUAGGAACUUAAUGGAAUGCACAGGUAACUUUUCACACUACUACCACCAACUCCCUGGCCUGAGAAGAUCUCAAAUUAACGCAAAUGGAGAUUAA
Molecule: messenger RNA, 228 nt
Organism: Pieris macdunnoughi
Lineage: Eukaryota; Metazoa; Arthropoda; Insecta; Lepidoptera; Pieridae
Source: the annotation of a GenBank genome assembly